Messenger RNA from Melospiza georgiana, 7813 nucleotides. It is a transcript of the gene ARHGEF4, whose product is annotated as Rho guanine nucleotide exchange factor 4. The record is from RefSeq and is a predicted model, not a curated record. NCBI's taxonomy places the organism in Eukaryota, Metazoa, Chordata, Aves, Passeriformes, Passerellidae. Gene Ontology annotation, biological process: intracellular signal transduction. Gene Ontology annotation, molecular function: protein binding; guanyl-nucleotide exchange factor activity.
CCAGGCAUCCAGCGCAGAGCUCCCGCUGCCCUGUGAGGGCUCCGCCGGAGCCUCGGCACCCAGCGCAGAGCUCCGCCGGCUCCCGCUGCCCUGUGAGGGCUCUGCCGGAGCCUCGGCAUCCAGCGCAGAGCUCCGCCGGCACUGCCCGCUCCCGCUGCCCUGUGAGGGCUCCGCAGAGCGGUUGCCGCUCCCGCUGCCCUGUGAGGGCUCCGCUGAGCGCUGCCCGCUCUCCCUGCCCUGCCCGCUCCCCCUGCCCUGCCCGCUCCCCGUGCCCUGCCCGCUCCCCGCCGCAGCCCCCUGGAGCCCCCGGCUCCCCCUGGCAUUCGCCCGCAUGAGGACCCAGCAGUGCCCCAGCGAGUCCAGCGGGGCUCACAGUGCCGAGAACUGCAGCAGCAGCGGCAGCUCCGGGCUCUCGCCGGGCUCGGAUUCAGACAGCAGCGGGGUGGUGUGUGGUGGUGGUGGCAUGAGAGGCGUCCUGUCCAGGUACUGGAGCUUGGAGAGUCUGCACUCUGCCACAGUGAUCACUGACGGAGGCCUGGACAAGACAGCCCUGACGGACGAUGUGGGCAGCGAGGAGGAUCUGUACGAGGAUUUCCGCAGCUCCGCCCACCGCUACGGCCACCCCGGGGGCGGCGGCGAGCAGCUGGCCAUCAACGAGCUGAUCAGUGAUGGCAGCGUGGUGUACGCCGAGGCGCUCUGGGACCACGUCACCAUGGAUGACCAGGAGCUGGGAUUCAAGGCUGGAGAUGUCAUCGAAGUGAUGGAUGCCACCAACAAGGAGUGGUGGUGGGGCAGGAUUCUGGACAGUGAAGGCUGGUUCCCAGCCAGCUUUGUUCGGCUGCGGGUGAACCAGGAUGAGCCCAUGGAGGAUUAUCCCCUGAAGGUGGAGGGCGGCAGAGAGGAGGAUUCCCGGCGCUUCGGGAUGGGCCAGACCACCAAAGACCAGAUGAGGACCAACGUCAUCAAUGAGAUCAUAAGCACAGAGAGAGACUACAUCAAGCACCUGAAGGACAUUUGUGAGGGUUACAUUAAGCAGUGCCGCAAGAGAGCCGACAUGUUUACAGAGGAACAGCUGAAGACAAUCUUUGGGAAUAUUGAGGACAUCUACAGGUGCCAGAAGAAAUUUGUUAAAGCACUAGAGAAGAAAUUUAACAAAGACCACCCACAUUUGAGUGAGGUUGGCUCAUGCUUCUUGGAAUAUCAAACAGAGUUUCAGAUCUACUCCGAGUACUGCAACAACCACCCCAACGCGUGCCUGGAGCUGUCGCGCCUGGCCAAGGUCAACAAGUACGUUUACUUCUUCGAGGCGUGCCGCCUGCUGCAGAAGAUGAUCGACAUCUCCCUGGACGGCUUCCUGCUCACCCCCGUGCAGAAAAUCUGCAAAUACCCCCUGCAGCUGGCCGAGCUGCUCAAGUACACCAACCCCCAGCACAGGGAUUUCAAGGACGUGGAGGCUGCCCUGAACGCCAUGAAGAACGUGGCUCGGCUCAUCAACGAGCGCAAGCGGCGCCUGGAGAACAUCGACAAGAUCGCCCAGUGGCAGAGCUCCAUCGAGGACUGGGAGGGAGAAGAUGUCCUAGUCAGAAGCUCAGAACUCAUCUAUUCUGGGGAAUUAGCCAAAAUCUCCCACCCUCAAGCCAAGAGCCAACAGAGGAUGUUCUUCCUCUUCGAUCACCAGCUUGUCUGCUGCAAGAAGGACCUCCUGCGCAGGGACAUCCUGUACUACAAGAGUCGCAUCAGCAUGGAUGACAUGGAAAUCCUGGAUGUGGAAGAUGGCAAAGACAAGGACUUCAAUAUCAGUGUGAAAAAUGCAUUCAAGCUGCACUGCAGAGACACUGAGGAAGUCCAUUUGUUCUGUGCAAAAAAGCCUGAGCAGAAGCAGCGCUGGCUGAAGGCGUUUGAGAAUGAAAGGAGGCAGGUGCAGCUCGACCAGGAGACAGGGUUUUCCAUCACGGAGGUGCAGAAAAAGCAGGCAAUGCUGAAUGCCAGCAAGCAGCACCAUGCUGGGAAGCCCAAGGCUGUCACCAGGCCCUACUAUGAGUUCCUGCUGCGGCAGAAGCACCCCACGCUGCCCAGCACGCUCCCCCAGCAGCAGGUCUUCAUGCUGGCCGAGCCCGCGCAAGCCCUCGAACUUCUGGCAGAACAUCAGCAGGCUGACGCCCUUCCGGAAAUAGGGCAGCCCCUGUUUGUGCCUGAAGCCCUUCUGAGAAAGCACUUUAUCCCUCCCUGCUGGCAGGUGGAGCCCAGGUUCAGCCAGCCCUGUGCCCACAGAGGAUGGCACAGGCGCUCCUGCCUUCCCUAUUUAUUGUGCAGCCCGGCUGACCCGCUGGCUCCCAGGUGAGGCUGCGUGCAGCGGUGCCAGCCCUGCCCUGCCCUGCCCAGCAGGCAAAGCUCCAGGAGCACACAGCAGGGAGCUGGACGGCUGCAGCCCGAGAGAUUUACCUUGUCAGCUGUACUGGACUCACUCCUUCCCGCUGUGCCCACACUGCUGGCUGGCAGCUGCCACAGGCCAGGGCAGCCCACGGACCCGCCGGCCCCAAGGCCGCUGCCGCGCUCACAACAACAGCUCAGAGUCCGUGGUGAGGAGGGAUGAACCUUCUGCUGUGCCCACCCCAUGCCCUGCCUUUCUCAGAGCUGUGAUCCUCCUCCACGUGUCCAGCUAACUCAGCAGCCUCUGCAGGCCCUCAGAGCACAGUGAGCACUGCACUGUGACCUCCUCCCUCCCUCCUUUAGUCCAGCAGCACCGGUGAGCGGUGCCCCACAUUAAACUGUGCCAACCUGCAGCAUGAGUCAAGUCGAAGAAUCUCUCUAGUGGGUUUGAGUUACAUAAGUUAGAGAAAAAUGUGCCUAAUUAAUACCAUACUCAAUUCUUUAGAUUCUUGUCUCUCCAUCAUUCUGCCAUAUUUCCUGGCCAAUGAAAAUGCUCAUUGUUUGUAAUGUGUUUAUUUAUGGUAAAAAUCAGAACUGUGUAUUUUGUAAGUCUGUAAUUGUUCUUGUCAGAUGUUGUUAACUUGAUGCCUGUUUUGUCUGUUUAAUUUUUCUUUUCCUUUUUUUUUUUUAAAGAAAGGUCAAUAUUUGCAAACCUAGCUCCCAGAAGUCAGAGUCUGCUGUUCAACUCUGCAACGUCAUUGUUAUGCAAACUCCCACAGACCCUCAAAUUCAAGGAGUGUUACUGACACUUUUAAAAAUGGAAAACCACUUGAUAAAGGCCUAAAUUUGGCAUAAAGAGCCUCACUUAAAGUACCCAAGUUUCAAAUGGUGGCCAAAAAGAAUGAAUUUAAACCUUGGUUAGCAAAAAGAAAGAUUUGCCUUACCAUAGUGAGAGUUAGAAGCCAUACUGACUGAAUUCCCUAGAUUAGGAGACAUCCUGUGACAGUGGAAGGAAGACACUGGCUCAUUCCAGCUCAAGUGUGAGUGAGCACUGUCUGCAGAGCUCAGAAAUCCAGUGUUUGUUGAUGCUGUAGCUGACCAAAGUCUGGUCAUCCAGGGAUAUCUGAAUUCAGUAGCAUGUACAAAGUCCUUCUUGCACUAUAUCUUCCCCCCAGAGCAGGGGCAACAUUUAAUUUCAUAAAGAAACUUGUAAAAGUGACUCUCAGCCUGUGUUUGUCUCCAGCCCGUCUAUCUGUGUGAAGCUGUUUCUUUCCAAAGCCUGUGGGGAUUGUUCUCCUGCAGCUCCACCAGGGGCUGCUCAGCCACAGGGGCCCUGCCAGGAGGUGACCUCAGAGCAGCCAUCCCAGCUGUGGGGACACAGGCACCGAGCAGAGGGGUCACUCUCUGCUCUGGGGGGGACACUGGGUCAAUGCUGGGGGGAGAGGGGGGCAAAAGGAGGAAAAAUUAAAAUAUUCUCUAAGAAGUUACUGAGAUGAGGCAGUUACAGCAGUAUUAGCCCAACUUAGACACACAGACACCAAGAGACACAGACAUGAGGACACUGAAGGACACCCAGAGACACACUGAGGCACUGCCAGGUGUGCACACACACCCACGGGGGGAGAUGGUGACCCUGUCACACAGACACACACACAGACACACACAGAGCUAUGUCAGCCAGCUGCAGCCAGCACCACCCAGCACCAGAAGGCAAUUGUCAUUUCUGUGUUUACCCUAAGUGUCUGCACCCUCCUUUCCUUAUCCAUGGCAUGUCUGUUUUGAUUGGCCAGGAAGAAAAGCUGUUGGCACUGAUGUUAUCAAUUUUCUGAGCUUAUCAUCAGCUUUGUAGUAAGUGGAGGGGGGUAGAGGGGCAGAGGGCAAUCCUCUCCCCAGCACAGAUCCAGGAUCACACCCACACUGAGCAUGGCCAGCUGUGACAGGUUGCUCAUAGUCCUGUCCAGUUGCUAUCUGGGUUCACUCAAGGAUGGAGAUUCUCCCCAAAGCUCUUUGUAUCCCUCCCAAAGCCACUCUGUCCCCAGUGUGAAGGAAGUGCUGACAUCUGUUCAGAGCUCCCCUGGCUGCAAUGUCUGAUCUGGUCUUAGGCAGAAUGUUGCUCAGUACACUCAGCAUUACAUCUACAGUGAAGUCACUCUGGUAGAAAUCCUCACCUCUUCUCCCAAGGGAAAUGGGGUGACAGUGGCACAGGACCUGGAGUGCAGCAGCUGUGAAGUGCAACAACCCUGCCCUUCCUGCCCCCUGAAACACACAGGAAUUGGCUGUUACUGCUUGCCUGUGUAGCAAUACUCUGAACAGUCAAUAUGCAUCCAGUGGUUAAAACAAUCACACCAUUUAUCAGCUCUUCCAGAACUGGCUGCGCCUCUGACCAGUGCACACAAAGGAUUUACAGAGACACUUUUUUUACAGACAUUUCUCAAGUGCCAAACCAGACUUCUCUGGCCAGACAGCAUCCCAGUCACUGGGCAGUUAAUUACUUCUGGAAGAAUUGUACUCUCCACUGGACCAUCAGUACUCUUUCUAAGAAGUGUCCUCAGUUUGGAUUCUAGUCUUGCACACCACAUUUGGAGCUAGGAUCCAAUUCCCUAUGCAAGACUGAGAUCAGGUAAAAAAGCUGCUCACACAAAGUGCUGGAGUUACAGCAGCAGCAGCACAGAAACAGGUAAGGCUCAAACCCACAAACCCAUUGUGCUCAACAUGCCCACCCCACAGACUGCUCUGAAGAGGAUUCAUCACAAAAUACCAUCCUCACUUCAACAGCAGCACCACCUCCCAACUCUCACCAUAACCCUGGGUGUUCCCUGAACAAACUGUCACAGAUCAGGUGUAACCUCCUCAGGUUUAAGUGAUCAGACACUCAGAGUCAUCUCAUCCCCCAAGUUACUCAUUAAAUGGCAAAGUUAGCUGUGUGUGAGAUGGUAACAGAUUAACCCAGCCCACAUUUCCCUGCUGCACCUGCAUUUGGGCUGGAGGGGCUCCCACAGCUCAGGCAAUGGGCAGCACUGGGGUGAACCCUCAGUUCAGCUGGGCUGGGCUGUGCACAGAGAGCAGAUCCCAAAGGCAUCAGCUCAACCUGGGAGAAUGGGGUUCUGGCUGGCCAAGGACAGCUCUGACAAGAUCUCUGGGCUAAAUGGACAAGAAGUGCCAGUUCCACAAGAAGUGUCCAUUUGAACCAUGAAGAAUCAGAGCUGUGAGAUAUCAGGAACUUUUCUCUGGAGGUGAACCUUCAACAGGGGCCAGAAAUGCAGACUUGUGUACAAAACAAACUGAAGCUCCUGAUGUGAGUAUGAACAACACCAACCCUUCUGGAUUUUAGGUUAGAACCAGCUAAACUCCACAGAAAAACAGUUCUGCACAGAGGUACAUAAAAAGUACAAAGAGAUUGAGUCAGGGGUGGUUUGGGGUUUUUUUUAAGGGUGUUGGUUCUAGCUGUUCCUCUCCUUCUGCAGAUAUCCAUUUAGGAACCUUCUUGUGAAAACAGCCAAGAUUCUUAAUUAUCUAAAUCUGCCCAGAUUUCAUUUGGUCAAAUAAAACACAGAAUUAUGUAAAGGAUGUCAAUCAAAUGAAAGAUGAUUUCCUGAAGCUACCAGUUCAGUGAACCAGUGGCUACUAAAUAACAGUCUGUGUUCUGAUCAAAAAAAAAAAAAAAAAGGAAAAAAAUCUAUUUUAAACUAUUAGUUUAGAAUAUCUGAUUCAGACACUGUGGGUGUAUACACUUCAACUUCUAAUAGCAUCAGAACCAGCACAAACUGUCUUUGUGCUAACUCAAAGUGAGAACUAGGUCAGUUCCCAUGGAGAGAAGAGUUCCCCCAAGGCAGCCUUUACUGUCUCUCCAGUUUUGCCCAUUCCCUGAAGGACAGGGGGGUGUCAGCUCAGAGGAGCCCCCUCUGUGUCCAGCAGAGUCCUUGGCUCACACGUGCACUGCAGGAGAUUCCCUCUGUGCAGGACACUGCUCUGCCAUCCAGGAGCCAACCAUGUGCCAACCAUCUGCACCUGGGUGUCCCCAGAGCUUCCCAAAACCUCCUGAAAACCAGGUCACCAACAGGUGUAACUCAGAAUCCAGGCACCUGCCAGUAACAAAAGAAUCUCAGCUUCACAUCGAGAACACUUCAUUUCUUGGGAUGCCACAAUGACAGAAAUUAACUUUUUUAAAUGGAAAGCCCCUUCACCUGAUGUGUCAAAAUAUCAGGCUGUGCUCCUCCAGAUUUACUGCAGUGAAGCACACCUUCAUGUAACAGCAUCAUUGAAGAAGUCUGUGGCAAGACUGGCAUGCAGCCAUCAGUGUUUUGAACAAGUUUGCACCACUCUCCCCCCAGACUCUGAGCUGGCAGCACCUGGCAGGUGGGGCAGCAUCCAGCAAGUGCUGAUUCCUUCUUCAUUGUUACUAUUUCAGUUGUCUUCAUUCUCCUGUCAAGUUCCACCAUGUACCUGCUCAUGAGGGGUAUGGGCAUUGCAAAGCCCAUCUGACAGUGAGUAUGGCACAACAGAACUGCUCAAGCUUUAAGGAGGGAACUGCUCCCACCUCAUUAAAUGCUGGAGCCUCAGCCUGUGCCUGCUGUGCUGCUCACGUUCUCUACCACAGGGGGAGGACUCACCACUGCUACUGACAGCAGCAGCACCACACUGGUACAACACAAAAUAGCAACCACAGUGUCCUGUACCAGCCACCAGCAGGAACUCCUGUCCCAGAGCUCCCAGCCCAAGCAAAGCUGGGGCUCAGGUCUUCAGGUAAGUAAUGGGUUAAAGAAUAAGAACUUUGAUAGUGGAUAAAAAUGAACUGAAACAAGCACAAGUGUUUUCAGCUGAUUUAAAGCCCCUGAAGACACAGUGGUGCUCUUUCAGCUGGACAGUGUGGGGAGGAAUCAAUCUUCAGGCUGCAGUGCCCCACCAGUGCAGCUCCUGUCAGUGAGGCAGUGCAAGGUGCAGCCAGCAGUGUGAGCUGGCAGAAUCCAGAAAUGCCUCCAGGGACCACAGCUCAGGGCAGCAGCGUGGAGUCUUCUCCUUUCCAGUGCCAGGCUGCAGACUCUGCAGAAGCCAAGGUGCUCCUUCCCAGCCUCACAGCAAUCCACCUGCCCUGCCUUGCCAUGAACACCUCACACCUUAUUUCUCCCAUGUGUCUCACACAUGUCCUUAGCAAGCUCCAUGACUCAAAUCCCAUGGCUUUGGCAGUGCUGGCACUUCUAGGAAAAAUGCAGGCUGCUUGUUCUUUUUGCUCAACACUCCUGGCAUCUUCCCCCCUGCAACUACACCCCUCCUCUCCCCACGUCCUGAGCUUCUCUUUGCACAAGUUUGCUACCAAAGCAGCUCCCUGUUCACAGCCUGUGCAAAUGAAAUACCUGUGCUACUGACCCCAGAGCUGUGUACCUUUGUGUGUGACUGCCUACAUUUACACUUGUGAGAUGGGAAAUAAACAAGCUAUCAACUUGAA